UCCACGCUAAGCGCAGAAGCGGUGCCCGAAUCACGCCCUCGCCAGAGACCGCAGAUCGCUGCCGGGCGGGACGCCUGCGGCCCCUGCUUUCCGCUCGUUCCGCGUCGAUCCGGCGCUCGUCCGGCGGCCGGAGAAGCGGACCUUCAUCCCGGAAGCAGCGGCCUGGUGGGUGGGGCUAAAGGCGAGACGCCGCAACGUGUUGUAGCGGGACUCUCGGAGAAUGGGCACAGCGUCCGGGCGCUGGGGGAGAUGUCUCUGGGCCGGCUGCUGCGACGCGCCUCCUCAAAGGCCUCCGACCUCCUGACCUUCAGCUCCGGCACAGGAGGCUCCAGGGGGCUGCUCGAUGGGGAGAUCAUCUUCUCCAAGAACAACGUGUGCGUGCACCCCAGCGAGCCGCUGCCGGGCUUGCCUGAGCACCAUCCAGGUUACCUUUGUGUGCACAUGGAGAAGGAUGAAGAGCUGGGCACCACCCUGAUCCUCACCUGGGUGCCCAACUCCCGCAUUCAGCGGCAGGACGAGGAGGCGCUGCGCUACAUCACCCCCGAGAGCUCGCCCGUGCGGCGGAACCCCCGGCGCCGGCCUCGCCGUGCACGCUCCCGGCCCCCACCCACUUCCGGGGAGGACGAGGAUGAGGAUGGUGCAGAGGACGGGCAGACCCUGGAGGGGCAGGGCGCCGAGCCGCCGCAGCUGCUGGAGGAGGGCGACGAGGGCUCCUGCGACCUGUCCGCGGACGAGGUCAGCCGCGACAGCACCCUGGGAUCCGACUCCGACACCUUCUCCUCACCCUUCUGCCUGUCGCCCAUCAGCGAGGCCCUCGGCGAGAGCAGCAGCUCUGUAUUCCUGGACAACGAGAACCGGGAGAUGUGUGAUGAAUCCAUGACCCAUUCAGCUAGCUCCGCCUCCAGUCUUGACAGCCACGCCCCCUCUGAGACCAGCCAAUCACAGGGGGUUCGGUGGGAGGAGCAGCAGAAGGUGCUUGCUCUGGAGCAGCUGUGUGGGGUGUUCCGAGUUGACCUGGGUCACAUGAGGUCACUGCGGCUCUUCUUCAGCGACGAGGCUUGCACCAGUGGCCAGCUGGUCAUCGCCAGCCGGGAGAGCCAAUACAAGAUCCUUCAUUUUCACCACGCGGGCCUGGACAAGCUGGCCGAGGUCUUCCAGCAGUGGAAAUGCUGCCGUGAGACUCAGGCCAAGGAGCAGGUGUCGGACGAGAAGUCCUGCAUGCAGUUCUCCAUCCGGCGGCCCACGCUGCCCUCCUCCGAGACGCACCCCGAGGAGCGUCUGUACCGCCGGCUCGACGUCGCCACCUGGCUGCGGCACCUGAACCACAGCGGGCAGGUGGAGGAGGAGUACAAGCUGCGCAAGGCCAUCUUCUUCGGGGGGAUCGACCCAGCCAUCCGUGGGGAGGUGUGGCCCUUCCUGCUCCGCUACUAUACCUGUGACUCCUCCUCGGAGGAGCGCGAGGCCUGGAGGCUGCAGAAACGCAGGGAGUACCAGGAGAUCCAGCAGAGGAGGUUGUCCAUGAGCCCAGAGGAGCACAGCGAGUUCUGGCGGAAGGUCCAGUUCACUGUGGACAAGGAUGUGGUGCGGACCGACCGCAGCAACCUUUUCUUCAGGGGCGAGAACAACCCCAAUGUGGAGAGCAUGAGACGCAUCCUGCUCAACUAUGCCGUGUUCAACCCAGAGAUGGGUUACUGCCAGGGCAUGUCGGAUCUGGUGGCCCCAUUGCUAACGGAGGUGCAGGACGAGAGCGACACCUUCUGGUGCUUCGUGGGCCUCAUGGAGAACACCAUCUUCAUCAGCUCACCCCGUGACGAGGACAUGGAGCGGCAGCUGAUGUACCUGCGCGAGCUGCUGCGACUGAUGCUGCCGCGCUUCCACCAGCACUUGAUGCAGCUGGGUGAGGACGGCCUGCAGCUGCUUUUCUGCCACCGUUGGAUGCUGCUGUGUUUCAAGCGGGAGUUCCCCGACGUCGAGGCGCUGCGCAUGUGGGAGGCCUGCUGGGCACACUACCAGACAGACUAUUUCCACCUGUUCCUGUGCGUUGCCAUCAUCGUGCUCUACGGCGAUGACGUCGUCGAGCAGCAGCUGGCCACGGACCAGAUGCUCCUGCACUUCAGUAACCUCUCCAUGCACAUGAAUGGGGAACUUGUGCUGCGGAAGGCUCGGAGCCUGCUUUACCAAUUCCGCCUCCUUCCCAGAAUCCCUUGCAGCCUGCAUGACCUGUGCAGGCUGUGCGGCCCGGGCAUGUGGGACAGUCGCUACAUCCCAGCAGUGGAGUGUUCCGGCGAGCACCCCGACUCGCAGAGCUGCCCGUACGGAGGCACGGCCACGCCGCAGCCCCCGCCCUCGCCGCAGCCCCCGCCAACCCCUGAGGGCAAGAGGGGCUCCAAGACAAGGGAGAUCUUCAGCUUCCGCAAACAGCCCUGAGUGUGGUUAGCGGGAAGUGCUUGGGACCAGACCAGGGGACAGCAAAACAAGGCCUCGGUGCUUCUGCUACGGGGGGGGGGACAGGGGGAGGGGGACAUUGGCAUUUUCUCCUCCUGCUUAACCCCACCCCUUUACCCCCCUCCUUCCCCAUACAUUCAGCAUGAUCAUUUUUUUUUUAUUAUUUUUUGACCUUGUUAGGAUACAAGGUGCUACUUUAUUAAAAUCCACUGUUUUGGGAACAUCGGCCAGCAGUCUGUCUCGGGGCCCCAGUCCAGCUGUGGAGGAGGCUGGCUGCUGCAGGAUGUUGUUGUGAGAAAGCCUUCGACAAUCUUCACUGCCCCCCCCCCCGAUCCAGCAGAGCAGCUCUGAUGGUGUUGCUGAGAUGCUGAGAGGAGAGGUCCACACGCCGGCCCUAAACUCUUAGCCGGUUAGUGUGCAUUUCAAAAAAGUGCAUUACAUAACCAUGCCGGACUCCUCACACAUGUGGUCCCCCAUUUCCCCCAAAGGUCACGGCGAUCGGAGUGGCAGUAUUCUCACCUUUCACUGACCUUUUUUGUGUGAUUUGUUUUUUUUUUAAAUCUGCAUGGGAAAUGACAGUUUUGGUUUGAUUUUUGUUCUCUUCCAAUAAAAAAUUCUGAAGGAAAGCCAACUUGUUCAACAGCAAAAGCCUGAAACCCUCUGAGCUAACGGUGCAACACCAGAGUUGUUCCUUCUUCCUCCUUAUCAAAUUUCCUCUCAUAAAGGGCUCUCUUAUCUACACUGAUGGGGGGGGGCUUUUUUUUCCUCCCACCUUGGUCCUGUGAUGGCAGUUAUUGUUCCUUAAUGUUGACUGGAUAGGAAAUAUCUUUAGAUCACUCGUAUACAUCAUUUAGGUACCGACACAUUCCUCACCCCAACAAUUAAGAUCCACAAAUUUAAAGUCCCAUCUUCUCUUUAAGCAGUUGGAUCUUUAAAUAUGAAAUCGGAGCUUCGUGGAUCUUAACAGGCGGGCUGAGGAACGUGUCAGGUAACCUCAAUGAUGUUCAGUAUUAUUGAAUAUACCGUAGUCACUUCACGUGAGGGAGACUGGGAAACGAAAACUGGUUUACCCCCCCCCC
This is a messenger RNA of Paramormyrops kingsleyae, 3524 nucleotides long. It is a transcript of the gene tbc1d16, whose product is annotated as TBC1 domain family, member 16. Gene Ontology annotation, molecular function: GTPase activator activity. Gene Ontology annotation, cellular component: early endosome. Lineage: Eukaryota; Metazoa; Chordata; Actinopteri; Osteoglossiformes; Mormyridae. The record is from RefSeq and is a predicted model, not a curated record. Gene Ontology annotation, biological process: activation of GTPase activity.